Molecule: messenger RNA, 1739 nt
Organism: Arachis duranensis
Lineage: Eukaryota; Viridiplantae; Streptophyta; Magnoliopsida; Fabales; Fabaceae
Exons: 6
Coding region: 1-897 (298 amino acids)
Biological process (GO): spindle assembly
Cellular component (GO): HAUS complex; spindle microtubule
Source: RefSeq, a predicted model, not a curated record
AUGGCUCAAGAGGUCAGAAACGCCGGUGAAGAGAAGAGCGGCGAACGACGGGAAGAGAGCAAACGGAACAGGGUGCACGGGGCGAAACCUUCUCAUUCCCGCCGCCGAAAGUUUCAAUCUCCAUCGUUUUGUUGGGAUGCCCUAGCCAAUUACCCAACCCAGCAACCUUGGCUCCACACGACGGCUAAACGCGAACCCAUCCCUCCCAUCACCCUCGAGCUCCUCCUUCCUUUCUCCGUCAUCGAUCUCACUCCCUCACUUCCGUCCAUCUCCCGCCGCCGUCGCCGAAACGAGCUUCGAAGCCACCGUCGGUAUCGUGCAGCUCUGUUCCACCAUCGUGCAGCUACUGUUUCAGCUUUGAAAGCACCGUCGCGCAGCUCGGUUCCAUCGUCGCCGGGCUCGCCUCCUUUUUCCGUCGAGCAGCUCUGUUCUAUCGUCGCCGGCGCUAUCUCUGUUCCACCUGUCAUCCCUUCGGCACUGCUAGAAGCCAUGGGGGCCAGUGGAUCAUCAGGGCAGGAAGCAAUUGCAAAUGCAGAAAUGAAUGCAGCAAUUUUAACAGCAAGAGCAGGUGCUCGGGAUCCAUCAGCGAUUCCAUCUAUAUGCUGUGUUUCAGCUACCCUUCAGUAUCCAGCUGGCCUGGAGGGUUCAGAUGCUGGUCUAGCAUCUGUGUUGGAGUCCCUGGAGUUCUGUCUGAAACUUCGUGGCUCUGAAGCUUGUGUGUUGGAAGAUUUAUUAAAGGCUAUUAAUCUUGUUCACAUUAGAAGGGAUCUUGUUCAAAGUGGUCAUGCUUUGUUAAACCAUGCUUAUUGUGUUCAACAGGAAUAUGAAAGGACAAAAAAUUAUUCCGAGUUUGGCUGCAGAACAAGACAAGACCGUUAUGGAGAAAUGGUUGCCUGAACUUAAGGCUGGUGUUUUGAAUGCUCAGCAGAGCUUGGAAGCUUGUAAAUAUGUCAGGGGUUUGCUUGAUGAAUGGUGGGAGCAACCAGCAUCGACGGUUGUUGACUGGGUGACAGUGGAUGGGCAAAAUGUAGCUGCAUGGCAUAAUCACGUUAAGCAGCUUCUUGCAUUUUAUGAUAGAGGAGCAUCAUGAGUAACAUGAAUGAGCACCCUUAAGGCAUGAACUUUCUGAGGAUUCCCAUUUGUCUAAACACUUCCCACUUUGUUGUCGCCAUUGAAGACUUCAUAUCCUCCAGCCUCAGCUUCGCAUGCCGUGACUGGGAAUACCUUUUCUGGUAAACUUACCUUGAGAUGGAAAUGGGACUGCUCUAUGUUUCUUGAUUGACAAGAGACCACAGGCACAAGAACCUCAUCCCUACUUCCCUUGCCCACUUUAUAUCCAGAAGUGUGAUUUUGGUUGGUUUUGGAGUUUAGGUGGUGGUUUUGAUUGUUCUUUUCACUGAAUGUGAUUAACAGCUAGCGGCAAAUGGCAAUGCAAUGUUUUAUUUUAGAGGUUGUAAUUUAAUUUGUUUGUUUAGCCAAUUGAGGUUGAAGGCAUUUUCAGCUCCAUUUACUUUAUAUAUUGUUUAAGUGGUGUGUACAAUUUGGUAAUUUUAGACUAUAUUUUAACUUUGCUAAGAUGAUGUAAUAGGCUGAACUUUCAAACUUAAUCAAAGUUCUACAAACUCAGGUUAUAGAUAAGCUCGUCAUGUACCUGGGACUAAACUUGAUGCUUAAAUUCAUACUAAAAUAAAGUUUAUUGCGCUUUAUUGCUAAGUAAUGUGCAUUUUGGUAUUCGAAAG